AUUAUUUUUUUUUUAUUAUUAUUAUUAUUAUUAUUAAAUAUCUCCCUCUCUCUCCCUCUCACAGUCUGUCUAUUUCUUAUUCAUCUUCAUCGUCAUCUUCUUUCCUUCUUCUGUUUUUUAUUUUCUUGAUAUUAUUAAUUACGUCAAGACUUUUUUCAGUAAGAAUAUAGGGUUUUAUUUAUUCAUUUAAUUAAAUAUUCUUUGUUGUAUGCAAUAAAGAAUUAUUUGUGAUUUAGACUUUUUAGAGUGAUGGAGUUUUGUGUUCGAGUUUGGUAGUGAGGGUGAGGGAGUAAUAGAAGGAAGAAGUAAUAAACCACCUCUUCCCUGGUCGCGUUGUCGGCGCGAGGUCACUUUCUGUCGGCAAUGUCUGUACUGUAUCCAACGAUGAUUCUCAACUUUAUUAUUUAUUAAUAUUAUUUUUAAAGGGAAAAGGUACGGCAAGCUGCUGAUUGGUCUCAGAUUUUUCCUUGCUUAAUCAGUCGCAGUUUGUUUGUUGUAGACCACACCUUGAAGCUGUGUUCAUCUUCACAACGGGGGUUGGUUUGUUUGUUUGUUUGUUUGUUUUUUUGAGAAUUUGUUGCUGGGAAUGUGGGGUGAUUUUUUAAUUUGGUGAUUGUGCUAUUGGAACCCUGACUCGAUUUGUCACUGGCAAAUGAAGCUGAGGUUUCUGGGGAUUGGCUGCAUAAUUUAUCUGUGAAUACAGGUUCCAUGUAUAUUGUCUCAUAUUCGACUAAAACGUUACAGCAUAGCUGAAGCGGUUCCCAUACCAGAUGUCAAGGACUCUUGCAGCCAUAUUGGGAGGUGCUGCAGGAGUCAUGGCAUUGGUGGGGGCAGUUAUUUUUCUUCUAUGGUGCCUUUAUCACAAAAAGAGUGUGUCAAGAACUUCAGAGACAGGAUCUUCUGAAACAUCUGUUCAAGGAAGGCAUGCGGGGAUUGAGUUGUCAUUACAAGAAGCAAGGCGUUUUGAGAUGGAAGAAUUGUCUCUGGCCACGAAAGGUUUUAGCGAGAAAAAUUUGAUGGGGUUUGGAAAGUUUGGGGAGGUAUAUAAGGGUUUGCUUAAUGAUGGGAUGGUUGUAGCCAUCAAAAAGAGACCUGGAGCUCCUAGUCCAGAAUUCGUUGAUGAGGUGCGCUACCUUUCACCUAUUCAGCAUCGGAAUCUUGUGACUCUUUUGGGCUACUGCCAGGAAAAUGACCUACAGUUUCUUGUAUAUGAGUAUAUCCCUAGUGGGAGCGUUUCCAAUCACUUGUAUGGACCUGGUCAAACUUUGGAUGGGAAGCUUGAAUUCAAGCAUAGGCUUUCAAUCGCUCUAGGGGCUGCUAAAGGUUUGGCUCAUCUUCACUCCCUAUCUCCCCGUUUGGUGCACAAAAAUUUCAAAACAGCCAACGUUCUCGUGGAUGAAAAUUUCAUUGCUAAAGUUGCAGAUGCAGGACUUCGUAAUUUCCUGGGAAAAGUUGAUAUUGCAGGCCCAUCUACACAAGUGACAUCAGAUGAGAUAUUUCUUGCCCCAGAGGUGAGAGAGUUCAGGCGAUUUUCUGAAAAAAGUGACGUGUUCAGUUUUGGUGUAUUCCUUCUAGAGUUGCUAAGCGGCAAGGAGGCAGCAGAACCAUCUCCAGGGACAAGCCAAAAUCUGGUUGAAUGGGUCCAAAAUACUCAGGACUACGCCAACUUUGCCAGCAUUGUCGACCAAAGAUUGGGGAGUAGCUUCACUGCUGAAGGCAUGGAAGAGUUUAUACAGUUGAUGCUCCGAUGUGUGGAACCUUCAAGUGAGAGACGACCAGCCAUGAAUUAUGUGGUAAUGGAACUUGAUCGUAUAAUUGAGAAAGAGAUGAACUUGACGACAGUCAUGGGGGAAGGAACCCCAACGGUGACUCUUGGAAGCCACUUAUUCAGAUCAGCCAAAUAAAACAAAUUUGUUUUCCUUAAAAAAUUGUUGAGAGUGAUUUUUGUGAUACUUCAAUUGUUUACUUCAAGUGUUUAUUCCCCUUUUUUGAGAGCUCAGUGGAGAUGGUCAGCUGUUUGUAAGUGUAUAAAAGAACAGCUGUGUUAUUAUUGUUGUUAUUUUUUAAAUUUAUUUUAUAUCAUAAAUGUAUUGAUAAUCUUGCUGUAAACCAUUACCUUUCGUAUAUAAGGGGUUCUGUUCUGUUA
Messenger RNA from Populus euphratica (Euphrates poplar), 2146 nucleotides. Its product is annotated as proline-rich receptor-like protein kinase PERK8. Lineage: Eukaryota; Viridiplantae; Streptophyta; Magnoliopsida; Malpighiales; Salicaceae. The record is from RefSeq and is a predicted model, not a curated record. The transcript has 8 exons. The coding region runs from base 771 to 1904 and encodes 377 amino acids. Gene Ontology annotation, molecular function: protein kinase activity; ATP binding. Gene Ontology annotation, biological process: protein phosphorylation.